Dendrobium catenatum is the source of this 3535-nucleotide messenger RNA. Its product is annotated as probable chromatin-remodeling complex ATPase chain. Bases 92 to 3316 code for a protein of 1074 amino acids. The transcript has 25 exons. Gene Ontology annotation, molecular function: ATP-dependent chromatin remodeler activity; DNA binding; ATP binding. Gene Ontology annotation, cellular component: chromatin; nucleus. Gene Ontology annotation, biological process: regulation of transcription by RNA polymerase II; nucleosome organization. The record is from RefSeq and is a predicted model, not a curated record. NCBI's taxonomy places the organism in Eukaryota, Viridiplantae, Streptophyta, Magnoliopsida, Asparagales, Orchidaceae.
AUCUUUUUAGCUUCCGGUCGGGUAAUUAGGACCGGCGAAUCCGAUCCUUCUAACGAAAACCAUCAGUUGAUCUGUGAUUUUCUUACCGGCGAUGGCGAGGCAAAGGGAUCCAUCGGACGAGGAGACCUCGAGCGGCUCUCUUUCCUCCUCGGAAGCAGAAGGGACGCAGGACGGCCUGAUGGCGGAGGAAGACGAGGAAGAGCUCGAAGCGGUGGCUAGGACUGCUAGCCCUGGCGACGAGGAGGAUAAUUCGAAGUCGACGGAGGACGACGUGGAUGCGGAAAGGACCGAUGAUGAGGAUGAGGUCGAGGAAGCAUCCUUGACCAAUGAGAUUGGCAAGCGUGAGAAAGCACGUCUUAAGGAAAUGCAAAGGCUAAAGAAGCAGAAAGUUAAAGAAAUUUUGAGUGCACAAAAUGCUGCCAUUGAUGCUGACAUGAAUAAUAAAGGGAAGGGGCGGCUCAAGUAUCUCCUCCAACAGACUGAAAUAUUUGCUCAUUUUGCUAGUGGAAGUCAAUCUGCAUCUGAGAAAAAAUUAGGAGGACGGGGGCGUCAUGCUUCGAAACUAACUGAGGAGGAGGAAGAUGAAGAAUAUCUUAAAGAGGAAGAGGACAGUCUUGCUGGUGCAGGAGGGACACGGUUGGUGUCACAGCCAUCUUGUAUACAGGGUAAGAUGAGAGAUUACCAAUUAGCUGGGUUAAAUUGGUUGAUUCGAUUGUAUGAAAAUGGCAUUAAUGGGAUUCUUGCGGAUGAGAUGGGUCUUGGAAAGACAUUGCAAACCAUUUCCUUGAUGGGUUAUUUGCAUGAAUUCAGAGCAAUUACCGGCCCUCACAUGGUUGUGGCACCAAAAUCUACUCUUGGUAACUGGAUGAAUGAGAUUCGACGCUUCUGUCCCAUUUUACGUGCUGUAAAGUUCCUAGGAAAUCCUGAUGAAAGGAAAUACAUACGGGAGAAUUUACUGGUUGCUGGGAAAUUCGAUGUACUUGUAACAAGUUAUGAGAUGGCUAUUAAAGAAAAAAAUGCCUUAAAACGCUUUAGUUGGCGUUAUGUGAUCAUUGAUGAAGCUCACCGGAUAAAGAAUGAAAAUUCUCUCCUAUCAAAAACAAUGAGACUAUAUAAUACCAAUUAUCGUCUUCUAAUCACUGGCACGCCACUUCAGAAUAAUCUUCAUGAGUUGUGGUCACUCCUCAAUUUCUUAUUGCCUGAGAUAUUUAGUUCAGCUGAAACAUUUGAUGAUUGGUUUCAAAUAUCUGGUGAAAAUGAUCAGCAGGAGGUUGUUCAACAGCUUCAUAAGGUUCUUCGCCCAUUUCUACUUCGGCGGCUUAAAUCUGAUGUAGAAAAAGGAUUGCCGCCUAAGAAGGAGACCAUACUUAAAGUAGGAAUGUCCCAGAUGCAAAAGAAUUAUUAUCGCGCUUUGCUUCAAAAAGAUCUGGAUGUGAUAAAUGCUGGUGGAGAAAGGAAGCGCCUUUUAAACAUUGCCAUGCAACUGCGUAAAUGCUGUAAUCACCCAUACUUAUUUCAGGGUGCAGAACCUGGUCCUCCAUAUACCACAGGAGACCAUUUGAUAACAAAUGCAGGAAAAAUGGUUCUUCUUGAUAAAUUGUUGCCAAAGCUGAAGGAACGUGAUUCCAGGGUUCUAAUAUUUUCACAGAUGACUAGGUUGUUGGAUAUCCUAGAAGACUAUCUGAUGUUUUGUGGGUACCAAUAUUGUCGAAUUGAUGGUAGUACUGGAGGGGAAGAUCGUGAUGCUUCUAUUGAGGCCUUUAAUCGGCCAGGAAGUGACAAAUUUGUUUUCUUGCUUUCAACGAGAGCAGGUGGUCUAGGAAUUAACCUUGCCACAGCAGAUGUGGUCAUUCUCUAUGACAGCGACUGGAAUCCUCAAGUUGAUCUGCAAGCACAAGAUCGUGCUCACAGGAUUGGCCAGCUGAAAGAAGUUCAAGUGUUCAGAUUUUGUACCGAGUUCACAAUUGAGGAGAAAGUGAUUGAGAGGGCAUAUAAGAAGCUUGCCCUUGAUGCUUUAGUAAUUCAACAAGGUCGAUUGGCAGAGCAGAAAACUGUAAACAAGGAUGAGCUAUUGCAAAUGGUAAGAUUUGGUGCGGAGAUGGUUUUUAGCUCCAAGGACAGCACCAUAACAGAUGAAGAUAUUGAUCGGAUCAUUGCUAAAGGAGAAGAAGCAACUGCUGAGCUUGAUGCAAAGAUGAAGAAAUUUACAGAAGAUUGCAUUAAAUUUAAAAUGGAUGACAAUGCCGAGUUAUAUGAUUUUGAUGAUGAGAAGGAUGAUAGCAAACUUGAUUUCAAGAAGAUUGUUAGUGAGAAUUGGAUUGAACCACCCAAAAGGGAACGCAAACGCAAUUACUCGGAGUCAGAUUAUUUCAAACAAGCAAUGCGUCAGGGUGCUGGUCCUUCAAAACCAAAAGAACCACGAAUCCCUAGAAUGCCACAACUGCACGACUUCCAGUUUUUCAAUAGUCAACGACUUAGCCAGCUUUAUGAAAAAGAAGUUCGAUAUCUUAUGCUGGCCCAUCAAAGGAGCCAGUCUAAAGAUUCAAUUGGUGAUAGUGAUGACCCUGAAGAAUUAGGUGAAUCAUUGACGGCAGAGGAACAAGUAGAGAAGGAACAGUUGUUAGAAGAGGGUUUCUCAACAUGGACGAGAAGGGACUUCAAUACAUUUAUUAGGGCUUGUGAGAAGUAUGGACGUGGUGACGUAAAAAACAUAGCCUCUGAAAUGGAGGGUAAAUCACAAGAAGAAGUUGAAAGAUAUGCCAAGGUUUUUCGGGAGAGAUACAAAGAACUUAAUGAUUAUGACCGAAUAAUGAAGAAUAUUGAAAGAGGAGAGGCAAGGAUCUUAAGAAAAGACGAGAUAAUGAAAGCGAUUGGGAAAAAACUGGAUCGAUAUAAGAACCCAUGGCUGGAGUUGAAGAUUCAAUAUGGUCAGAACAAAGGGAAGUUGUACAAUGAAGAAUGUGAUCGCUUCAUGUUAUGCAUGGUACAUAAGCUUGGUUAUGGGAAUUGGGAUGAGCUGAAGAUGGCGUUCCGAAUGUCUCCUUUAUUUCGUUUUGAUUGGUUUGUUAAAUCUCGCACAACUCAAGAAUUAGCGAGGCGCUGCGAUACGCUUAUUCGGUUGGUUGAGAAAGAAAAUCAAGAACUUGACGAGCGUGAGAGGCAAGCCAGGAAGGAUAAAAAAUAUGCAAAGAAUAUGACGCCUUCAAAGCGAUCUGCAGCAAAAGCACCUGCUUUGGAGACUCCUGCACUCACUUCUUUUAAGAGACGAAAGCAGUCUAUCAUAAAUGAUUAUGUAGGAUCGGGGAGGAGGAGGUGAAUUUUUUGAGAAAUGCUUCGGUAGCUGUAGUGCUCAUGGGAACAGCUAUAUAUUAUGUACUGCUUUUUCAUAACUAAGUAGACUUCCUGUAGAAUCUUAAAAUAGUGGCAUUGAGCUGAUUGUUUAGGAUGAGGGAAAGAGAUCAAAAUGGUAAUUUACAUUAUUUUUAUGGGGUUAUUCUACUUCUAUAUUAUCAAUAUAUCUUAUUUACUUUCUUCC